AAGAAACUUACGUAAUAAGCAUUUGCAAAAGAAAUAAUCUUUCAGUACCAACUUAUUUUGUGCUGGCUUUGAAGCAUUAAAUAAUAUGACUACUUCUUUUGACAUGCACUAUCCAGAAUGGGAUGUUCUUCAUGGCGAUCCAGCCAUCGAGUUGAUGCGAGUUCGACGAGAAUUGGCGAGCGCUGAUGCGGAUCUCGAGGCGAAACGUUUGGAGUACAAUGCAAGGCGACAAGAAGCUGACGAGCUUUGGAACGAUUUGCGUGAGAAGCAACGUCAAUUGAGGCAAUCGUUCAUCAUGUUCGAUGAUUUCGUCAAAGAGAAUCGCGAAAAACGCGAACGCGCUGAACGGAAAAUAAGAGACGAAAAAGAUCGCCAGAAGAUUCGAUUGGCCGAGAUAGAGGAAUUGGAAAAAAACUUGGAUUACAUGGAAAAGGCACGCGACAAGAUGAAGGGUUUCGUGGAGGAAUACAAGCCGUUUCAAAAGUAUCUAGAAUCGGUGCUGGAGACGAACGAGUUCCAGUCUAUCGCCGAGAUCUUCAACCGUUACGACACCUUGAUCGCUGCUCGAGCAGCUCUAGUCGAGAAUCAAGACGAGAGCCUGCAGACGCUCGAACGUACGAGCGCUCAUAUGCAAAGGAUGACGGAGGACAAGUCGCAAAGCCUGAUGGACUUGAACGGGCGCCAGGCACAGCUGCAAAGCAGACACGAACGCGCCAGAGCAAAAGCGUUGCACUGGGAGAACGUGGUCGCUCGCGUUAAGGAAGUCACCGCGCAGCAGGAGCUGGAGGAGACUCAGGUGCGCGCUUGCAUCUGGAACCUCUACCGUCAGAUAUGCAAGCGCAAAGGCGUGCCCACCGAAGCGAGCCGCGACGAUCUCGAGCAGCAGCUUCUCCACGUGAAGCGCACAAUUGUGGAGCUCGGCAAGAUUGUGCGCGCGGCCAAGCACAAGGCCAGUCGCGAAGCCAAGGACCUCGCUGCGACCGCUCGGCAGAAAGAUAAUCUACAGGCGCAAGCUCGCCUGCUCGAGAAGCAAGAUACAAAGAGCAGCUUCAGAAGUAGCGUCGACACUCUUACGACUGUUCGCAGCGUUUGGAGGCACUAGGCGUGCCUUUGCGCUCGGCUCAUCCGUCGUCGACUUUGUUUUAACAGAGUUUUGGGGUUUGAUCAUUGCUAAAUUGAGUAAACUGACAAAGAUGAAGAAAAUUACAAAGUACAUUGAGUGAUGCAUUUAUUAAGAAACAUUUUCCAUUUUGUACAGCAAAGACACACGUGCAA
This is a messenger RNA of Phymastichus coffea, 1275 nucleotides long. Its product is annotated as coiled-coil domain-containing protein 42-like. The transcript is spliced from 5 exons. Bases 86 to 1102 code for a protein of 338 amino acids. Lineage: Eukaryota; Metazoa; Arthropoda; Insecta; Hymenoptera; Eulophidae. The record is from RefSeq and is a predicted model, not a curated record.